UCUUGUUUGGUCCAUGCCUGCUGCUGAGACAUCUUCAACUACGUAUCAACCAAUUUCAUCACAAUCCGCAUAAUGACAGCCAUCCAAUCGUUUCGCAAAGCAGCCAUCAUCGGCGCUGGGCAAAUGGGCUUGGGUAUCGCCUACGUCACCGCAGUUCAUGCCCGUGUACCGCUCACUCUCCAUGAUCCUUCCUCCGCAGUCCUCUCGCAAGCCAUGUCACGAGUACAAUCUCUUUUGUCGAAAGAUGUCAGCAAGAACAGGAUGACACAAGGAGAAGCCGAUGAAGCUCUGGCUCGGAUCAACCCUGUCAAAGGAGAUGGGUCGGGAUUAAAUGGGGACGAAAAGCUAAAAGAUGUAGAUAUUGUUAUUGAGGCUAUCCCUGAGAUACCAGAGCUCAAACUCGGUUUGUUCAAGCGGCUGGGAGACUUACUGCCUCCUACUUCAAUUUUGGGUAGCAACACGAGCUCUAUCAGCCUUACCAAGCUCGCUGCUAGUGCGGGGAGUAUGGGUGGUGCUCAAGGGAAGAGCAGCGCAGAGAGAGUGAUCGGAAUCCAUUAUUUUAACCCUGUCCCAGUGAUGAAGCUCGUCGAGAUAAUACCUGCAUUGCAAACUUCCAAACAAACAAUCGACCAAGCUACAGCUUUUGGCAAAGCGUGCAAGAAAGAGGUCACCCACUCUGCAGACUCCCCCGGCUUCAUCGCCAAUGCCAUCCUCAUGCCCAUGCUUAACGAGGCCAUCAUGGUCCUUGAAAAAGGUAUCGCCUCUACUGAACAUAUUGAUGCCACCUUCCGACUCGGGAUGGGCCACCCCAUGGGUCCACUUGCGCUCGCGGACCUUAUUGGGCUUGACACUUGUUUGUCGAUCCAGAGGGUGCUGCAUACUGAGACAGGGGAUAGCAAGUAUAGGCCGGCGGGGUUGUUGGUGAGGAUGGUGGAUGCUGGUUGGCUGGGGAAGAAGACGGGAAAAGGAUUCUACGAGUAUGCUGGCUAGGUUGCGACCAUUGUGUUAAUACUGUGCAGGCUAUGUUUUGUUUAAAUUGUACUUACUGAAAGUGGGGAGACGUUGGCGUAAGGAUUUCUGACUGUAAGAGCCGUUGCCAGUUAAUCGUUAGCAGAGAUAUAAUGGAUGUCAUAAGUGAUGAAGGCUUUUUUCUUAGCCUGUCCUCACGCUCUCUUUUCCAUUCUGUAAAAAGCAAACGGCAGACAUCAAAUAUACCUCCCAUUGCAUCCGGCUCCAUUACCCCCUCUACCACUGACAAAGGCCCCACACUUAUAAAUAUGGACUCUCGUUGUGUCACCCCAAUCGCGAUUCCUUAGCUCCGUACCCGCAGCUCCGUCUAAAACGAGGCCAGUAUUUAAAAUUAGGA
Molecule: messenger RNA, 1366 nt
Organism: Cryptococcus deneoformans JEC21
Lineage: Eukaryota; Fungi; Basidiomycota; Tremellomycetes; Tremellales; Cryptococcaceae
Exons: 7
Coding region: 73-990 (305 amino acids)
Biological process (GO): fatty acid metabolic process
Molecular function (GO): oxidoreductase activity, acting on the CH-OH group of donors, NAD or NADP as acceptor; NAD+ binding
Source: RefSeq, a predicted model, not a curated record